This is a messenger RNA of Racocetra persica, 199 nucleotides long. The record is from the annotation of a GenBank genome assembly. NCBI's taxonomy places the organism in Eukaryota, Fungi, Glomeromycota, Glomeromycetes, Diversisporales, Gigasporaceae.
AUGUCGGAGAAUUCAGCAAAUUCAUCAAAUUCAGCGGGAGUUACUGCGUCUUGUCCAGUGAACCACUCUUCACGGCCUUCUAUCUUUGCACCUAAAACUUCAGUAGAUCCUAAGAAUUCUGUAACACUUCAAUGUCCGUCAGAAAGCCCUAAAGUAUCUCCUGAAUUUUCAAACAUUGGUAGAAAUGAAGGCUGUUCGA